AUGGGAAAAGGUGAGGUCGGGGGGUGUGGGCGCUUGGCCGCUUUGGGACUAGCGCUCGGCUGUAAGAAGCAACGCCACGACCCGCUUAUUCUGUACGACGCCGAGACGAGGCUCUCUUUGGGGGCCAUUUCGAAGUCCAUCUGGGGACCAGCAUUCGCCGUCAUUCAACCAUGUCGCCAUGCUCGCACUCGUACUGACAUACCCCGCUUGCCAUCCCGCCGCCGUCCCGCUGUCGGAGACGCCUCUACGUUACGUCUUCGCACGCCACCUCGUUCAUUUGCCCAAAUGGCUGCAGAGGGCGCCUCUACCAACGUCUGCGACAGGCGCCGUCUAGUCGCUUGCACAGGGGCCGGCUUGCCCGUCCGGCGGGGCUCCGCUUCUCACUGGCCCGAGACACCAUUUGGGGCAUCGUUCCCCUGUCUUCGCUGA
Messenger RNA from Bipolaris maydis ATCC 48331, 429 nucleotides. The record is from RefSeq and is a predicted model, not a curated record. Lineage: Eukaryota; Fungi; Ascomycota; Dothideomycetes; Pleosporales; Pleosporaceae.